UUGUAAAUUUAAUUUGAUAAAAGAACAUGCGACAUCAUCUGGUGACAGAGAUUUAUUAUAGAAGGAAUGAGAUUCUGAUUACAGAGAGGAUUUUCACGUGAUUUCUGAGCUAUGAAUUCCUACUUUCCUUGUAUCGUAGCGUAUGCAAUGGACAAAUCCACAUUUGGCAGUGUGAUCCCAACACACGAAAAUCACUUGAGUUCUGAGGUUGGUCCAAGAAUGGCGAUUGAUCCACACUUAUUACUGUUCCUGCUUCUGGCCCCGUCAAACGCACAUUGCUCCAAACUCCAACGCCGUCAUCUUCCUCCCUUUGUUUUCACCGACGCAACCGCCCUCCUCGUCUUCAAACUAAAAGCCGACGUUAACAACCACCUUGACUUCUCCCCCCUCACGCGCGGCCUCCGCUUCUGCGCGUGGCAUGGCGUGGAAUGCAACGGCCCCAAAGUGCUGCGUCUCGUUCUCCAAAACUUAGAUCUCGGAGGCGCGUGGGCUCCCAAAACACUCACGCGUCUCGACCAGCUCCGAGUCCUCAGCUUGCAGAACAACUCACUCACCGGACCCAUUCCAGACCUCACCGGCCUCUUCAAUCUCAAAAGUCUCUUCCUUGAUAACAACCACUUCACCGCCUCUCUCCCUCCCUCACUCUUCUCUCUCCACCGUCUCCGAAACUUGGAUUUCUCUCACAACAACUUCUCCGGACCUAUUCCCGCCGCCUUCACCACCCUAGACCGCCUCCACAGCCUCCUUUUAAGCUUCAACUCCUUCAACGGUUCAAUCCCCCCGUUUAACCAAUCCUCUCUCAAAAUCUUCCGAGCCUCCGCCAACAACCUCUCCGGCGCGGUUCCCGUGACGCCGACGGUCUUCCGUUUUCCGCCUUCUUCCUUCGCGUUAAACCCUCAACUCUGCGGCGAAAUCAUCCGCGUACAAUGCCGUCCCGCACAGCCUUUCUUCGGACCCGUGGCGCCGCCUACGGCUGCGCUCGGCCAGAACGCGCAGGUUCACGGCGUCAACGGAAUUAUCCGGCAGCCGUACGAGAAGAAGCGCCACGACCGGAGGGCGCUGAUUAUUGGGUUCUCGGCCGGGAUAUUCGUUCUGGUUUGCUCGCUGGCGUGCUUGGCGGCGGCGGUGAGGAAGCAGAGGAGUCGGAGCAAGAAGGACGAGAGGACGGGGAUGAUGGCGGCUGAUGCGGCGGCGAGGGAGGAGGCCGCGGCGGUUAUGCGGAUGGAGAUGGAGGAGAAAGUAAAGAGAGCGGAGGUGGCGAAGAGUGGGGGUGAGGCGCAGGUGUACACGCUGGAGCAGCUGAUGAAAGGUUCAGCGGAGCUAUUAGGGAGAGGGUGUUUGGGAAGCACUUAUAAGGCGGUUCUUGAUAACCCUUUGAUGGGCUUGGCAUGCAGUUCGAGAUCAAGCAGGGCAAGGCCAUUGCAUUGGACAUCAUGCUUAAAAAUAGCAGAGGACGUAGCACAAGGUCUGGCCUUCAUCCACCAGGCAUUGAGAUUGGUCCAUGGCAAUCUCAAGUCCUCCAAUGUUCUUCUUGGACCGGAUUUUGAGGCAUGCAUUACUGAUUACUGCCUUUCUGUGUUGACUCACCCAUCCAUAUUCGACGAAGAUGGGGACUCAGCAGCAUACAGAGCUCCAGAAACUCGCAACCCCAAUCAUCACCCAACCCACAAAUCCGAUGUUUAUGCGUAUGGGAUUUUGUUGCUUGAGCUUCUGACUGGGAAAUUUCCCUCCGAGCUCCCAUUCAUGGUUCCUGGUGACAUGUCAAGUUGGGUGAGGUCCAUCAGGGAUGACAAUGAGAACGAAGAUAACCGAAUGUACAUGCUUCUUCAGGUGGCUACAACUUGUAGCUUGACCUCACCUGAGCAGAGGCCAACUAUGUGGCAGGUCUUGAAGAUGUUGCAGGAAAUCAAAGAGAUUGUACUGUUGGAGGAUAGUAGUCAAUUAGACCUACGCAGUAGUAAUGCCAUACCUUAAGUCUUAUUUUUUUUUCGGUUUAAUUAUGCGAUAAACGGUGGAUAGAAGGACAGAAGAGUAGUAUAUUAACCGGGUAAAAAAGUUAAGAAAGAAAUCCAGAAAUAAUACUUUGUUGUAUUCCUUAAAUAGAAUUUACCAUCUUGGUAUUAACCUUGUAGAUUAGGGAGAGCGCAUAACUUCCCUUUUAGACUAAAUAUUGCCAUUCUUGGUUUCUUAGACUUUAUUUUGAGCUUUUGUUUUUUAGUGUUGAAAACUAUCAGUUGU
Molecule: messenger RNA, 2238 nt
Organism: Glycine soja
Lineage: Eukaryota; Viridiplantae; Streptophyta; Magnoliopsida; Fabales; Fabaceae
Product: probable inactive receptor kinase At5g67200
Exons: 2
Coding region: 112-1974 (620 amino acids)
Biological process (GO): protein phosphorylation
Molecular function (GO): protein kinase activity; ATP binding; protein binding
Source: RefSeq, a predicted model, not a curated record